This is a messenger RNA of Fonsecaea erecta, 330 nucleotides long. RefSeq lists its product as hypothetical. The transcript has a single exon. Lineage: Eukaryota; Fungi; Ascomycota; Eurotiomycetes; Chaetothyriales; Herpotrichiellaceae. The record is from RefSeq and is a predicted model, not a curated record. Bases 1 to 330 code for a protein of 109 amino acids.
AUGACGCCAGAGGACGCUUGGGAUAUCAUUAGCCGUGAUGGCACUUAUACAAUCGAGUUUCAUCUGUUAGAGGAUGUUAAGAUCGAUAUCGAUGAAGGCUUUUGGAGGGAGAGGAAACGAAAGAAGCAAAUUCACUUGGCGAAGGAUAGCGAUACUGUGAAGUACGCAGAAGAUAACAAUAGAUCUCAAUCUCAAGAUCCUAUAAAAGCGGCGGAAGAAAACAAUAGAGUGAGACUCCAAGAUCCCGGGAAAGUGGCGGAAGAUAAUCGUAGAGUCCGGCUUAAAGAAGCUACGGAAAUACUACGAUACGUCCUGGGUCAAGAUCAGUAA